AUGGCUCCAACAGCGACCUCGAACGGGUCACAUUUACUCUCCCAUAUUCAGGAUGUAGCGUUGGCAUAUCCUUUGCAGCUUGUAGCUGUCUUCAUUCUUUUCCGACUGCUAUGGAACAAGUUCCAGCCUCAGCUCGUCAGCAUACCUGGCCCUCCUCUCGCAGCAUACACGAAACUCUGGAGGCUGUAUGAUGUAUGGAAGGGACAGGCUCACCUGACUGCAGUGGCCCUGCACAGAAAGUAUGGCCCUCUUGUUCGAAUCGGCCCCAACCACGUUUCGGUUGCGGAUCCGUCCUACAUUCCUGUCUUCUACAACAUCAAGGAGAAUUAUACAAAGAGUGGAUUCUACCCGAUCCAAUGUGUCUCCUGGAAAAAACAACCUGAAAUGAAUUUGUUCUCCACCCGGGAUCCAAACUAUCACAGAGUCGAGAAGCGCAAAGUGGGAGCAGCAUACAGUCUACCCAAUCUCUUGGAGUCCGAGGAGGCCAUUGACUCAUGUAUCAAACUAUUCAUGGAUCGUCUGGACGAGGUUGCCGGAAAAGGUCAGCCAGUUGACCUGGGUGCUUGGCUACAAUACUUCGCCUUUGACGUUGUUGGCGAGGUCACCUUUGCCAGUAAACUAGGCUUUCUCGAGCAAGGACAGGACGUGGACGGCAUGAUGAAGGCUAUUGAGGGGAUGCUCACUUACGCCGCUCUUUGCGGCCAGGUGCCGGAAUGGCACAAAUACUUACUUGGGAAUCCGGCCUUCACCUGGGUGAUGCCGGCUAUGGAAACCUGGAAUCAAGUACUUGUUUUUACUCUCAAGGCGAUCAAUGGCCGAGCAUCGAUCAAGCGAGAUGGUGAACUGAUCAGCGCCGACACGGGGGGCCGAGAUAUGCUGUCAAGAUGGGCUUCGGUCAAAUCAUCAGAUCCUCUGAAGAUGAGCACGCGUGACAUCAUUGUCCAUUUGUCCACAAAUGUGUUUGCUGGAAGUGAUACCACAGCAAUAGCGUUGCGCGCUGUGGUCUACUACCUCUGCAAGAACCCCCAUUAUAUGGCAAAGGUCGUGGAAGAGAUCGAUUCUGCCGAUAAACAGGGCCAACUGAGUACGCCCAUCUCGUACAAGGAGUCGACAACUUUGCUUCCCUACUUCAACGCCGUCCUCAAGGAGGCCAUGCGCAUCCACCCAUCCGUGGGACUGCUCAUGGAAAGGCAUGUCCCGCCCGAAGGGGUGGAGAUUCAGGGCCACUUCAUCCCUGGCGGGACCAUUGUCGGCAUUAACCCUUGGGUAACAAACCGAGACAAGUCUGUCUUCCCAGAUCCUGAUGAAUUCAGGCCUCAGCGCUGGCUAGAGGUUUCCCCGGACCGAUUGAAGCAGAUGGACAAUAUUCUCGAACUGAAUUUCGGCGGCGGGAGCAGGAAGUGCAUUGGACGCAACAUCAGCAUGAUCGAGAUGCAGAAGGUGCUUCCACAGUUGUUCCGCGAAUACACGGUGGAGUUGACGCACCUGGACAAAGAAUGGCACAUUGUCAAUCAUUGGUUUGUGCAGCAGGAGGGCGUGGUGUGCAAUCUGAGGAGAAGACGGAAGAAUUGA
Messenger RNA from Capronia coronata CBS 617.96, 1572 nucleotides. RefSeq lists its product as uncharacterized. Gene Ontology annotation, molecular function: oxidoreductase activity, acting on paired donors, with incorporation or reduction of molecular oxygen; heme binding; iron ion binding. The coding region runs from base 1 to 1572 and encodes 523 amino acids. The record is from RefSeq and is a predicted model, not a curated record. The transcript has 2 exons. NCBI's taxonomy places the organism in Eukaryota, Fungi, Ascomycota, Eurotiomycetes, Chaetothyriales, Herpotrichiellaceae.